Drosophila serrata is the source of this 2580-nucleotide messenger RNA. Its product is annotated as proton-coupled amino acid transporter-like protein acs. Lineage: Eukaryota; Metazoa; Arthropoda; Insecta; Diptera; Drosophilidae. The record is from RefSeq and is a predicted model, not a curated record. Gene Ontology annotation, biological process: amino acid transmembrane transport. Gene Ontology annotation, cellular component: vacuolar membrane. Gene Ontology annotation, molecular function: L-amino acid transmembrane transporter activity.
AAUUCGGAAAAAACCAACCUCAGCCGUUGGUAUUUCGCUGUGCAUGUUUUCAGACGUUGUUAUUGUGAGCUAAUUCAGAAGAAAAUUGUAACUACUUCCAGACACUCUUGUCAAAGAUAAUUGGCAUCCGCUCCUGUCCUGCCCCUGCGCCCCCUCGCCAUUGCUAAGGCCCAUGGAGUUGCAAACCACUGUGGAUUUUCUGUGAUUUCCCUAUUCCCCCACUGAUAUAUUACGCGUCGACGUUGUGACCUUCGCAGGAGCAUCCCCAGUGACAAGCGGGAAUAAUCAAUGGAGGACCUGACGCCGUUAACCAACCUUCAACAGUUUUAGUUCAAAGAUUAUUAUUUGCCCAACUGUCCGCCAACUGCCUUAUACAACUGCCAAGUACAUCGAAAAACAGCAAACAACAACCCAUCUUGACAUUCCUACUCUAAUUUGUGAUAUUCGCCAUUCCCGAGGGUGCGCCGCGCAAAAAGAUGUCGGAACGCCAGCCGUUGCUCUUGCAGAGCGAUGCGUCCGACUACGAGGGCAGCAGGGGAUCGGCAGCGCGACCCGUACGCAGCUCUCCGCCGGACAACACGCUGGUAAAUGUCCACAGCGAGGACAGCCUAGCAGUGCACGCAGCAGCUUCGGGAUCGGGAGACGACGAACACGGCUCAGCAGCGGACAAGGCCAGCUAUAACCCCACCCUCCAUCGCACCCUGGAGCACCCGACGUCAAACUUUGACACACUGAUCCAUCUGCUUAAGGGCAAUAUUGGCACUGGUAUCCUGGCCAUGCCAGAUGCCUUCAAGAACGCCGGCCUGUAUGUGGGUUUGUUUGGCACCAUGAUAAUGGGUGCUAUUUGCACCCACUGCAUGCACAUGCUGGUGAAUUGCUCCCACGAGUUGUGUCGACGACUGCAGCAGCCGGCACUGGACUUCUCCGAGGUGGCAUACUGCAGCUUUGAGACGGGACCGUUGGGCCUGAGGCGAUACUCCCAGCUGGCCAGGCGGAUCGUAACAACGUUCCUGUUCAUCACUCAGAUUGGCUUCUGCUGCGUCUACUUUCUGUUUGUGGCCCUGAACAUUAAAGACGUAAUGGACCAUUACUACAAGAUCAAUGUGCACAUCUACCUGCUGCUAAUGCUGGUGCCCAUGAUUCUGUUGAAUCUGGUGCGGAACCUAAAGUACCUGACGCCCGUCUCCCUCAUCGCCGCUAUACUAACUGUUGCCGGACUGGCCAUUAGCUUCUCGUACAUGCUGCACGAUCUGCCGGAUGUGCAUACGGUAAAGCCGAUCGCCACCUGGGCGACGCUUCCUCUCUACUUUGGCACAGCCAUCUAUGCGUUUGAAGGCAUUGGCGUGGUCCUACCUUUGGAGAACAACAUGCGGACACCCGAAGACUUUGGCGGCACCACAGGCGUUCUCAAUACGGGCAUGGUGAUUGUAGCCUGCUUGUACACCUCCGUUGGAUUCUUUGGCUACCUGAAGUACGGCGAAGAUGUUAAGGGCAGCAUAACCCUGAACCUGCCGCAAGGCGAUACUCUCUCCCAGUUGGUGCGCAUCACCAUGGCCGUGGCCAUCUUCCUCUCCUAUACCCUUCAGUUCUAUGUGCCCGUAAACAUUGUGGAGCCAUUUGUGAGGAGCCACUUUGAUACCACGCGGGCCAAGGAUCUGUCAGCAACUGUGCUACGAAUCGUUCUAGUCACCUUCACUUUCCUACUGGCCACUUGCAUUCCGAAUUUGGGCUCUAUUAUCUCCCUGGUGGGUGCCGUCAGUAGCUCAGCGUUGGCUCUCAUAGCGCCGCCCAUAAUCGAAAUGAUUACGUUUUAUAAUGUCGGAUAUGGCCGCUACAACUGGAUGCUGUGGAAAGACUUUCUCAUCCUGAUAUUCGGACUUGGUGGCUUUGUCUUUGGCACCUGGGCCAGCUUGGCGCAGAUUCUAAACGACCGGACACACUAAUUUCAAUCUUUAGGGGAAAUCAGGACCUAUAUAGAAUUUGUGUGCGAAUUUAUGACGAAGGCUUUAUGUAGUGUAUACCCUUAGUUGUUUCUCCUUUUGCGAAGGAUGUAACUCUUUCGGUGCUCUGUUUGUGUUUAAUUUAUUUUUUAUCGCGAUAAUAUUUGUAUUUUUUCUCGUUGUUAUUAAUUAGCUGCAAUUUUGUACCGGAGACAAUAACUAGCAUUUUAAGUAGACAGUUUUGUAAUACUCUUCAGUUCAAUUCAGUAUGGCAGUAGCUUAUGAAUUUACCUGCGUUAACUCGAGAUCCGCACAAUGCCAAGUGAUUUUUGCGUAGUAUUCUUAAAUAAAUUAUUGUUUAGAUUUUACUAUGUAUGUUAGUCUAGGUCGGUGCAGCGCGAUCAUUCCAAAGCAACGCCCAAAAAGAAUUUACCCAACAAACCGAAGUUUUAUCGUUCGUAUUUUCUAAUUAUAUAUAUAUAUAUAGUUAUACAUACAUAUAUAUACUACUCAGCAUACCGUAUUGGGUCUCCGAAAUCUCGACCUCCGAUUACAUUCAUUCGGUGUAUCAGCAAAUGUUCUUUAAUGAUUUAACGAGUAACAAAAGACAAUAAUUAAACUUAAUGUUUUUAAAAAUCAA